Molecule: messenger RNA, 531 nt
Organism: Cladophialophora carrionii CBS 160.54
Lineage: Eukaryota; Fungi; Ascomycota; Eurotiomycetes; Chaetothyriales; Herpotrichiellaceae
Exons: 1
Coding region: 1-531 (176 amino acids)
Source: RefSeq, a predicted model, not a curated record
AUGCAUACCUUCGUUCAGAUUCUCUCGCCUUCAGUCUUGCUCCCCUUCCUGCUACUGACAGCGCACUCGACGUGCUCUCCCCUGUGGUGGGACUUCUCGCCGGACGAAAGCACCACCGCAGUCGCCACGGGGACGUUGAGCCCCCCACACCGCGUCCGCGCUCGGUCUCCCGCCAACACGAACAUCAAUCCCGAUGCCGUCUUCGGAACGACGUGCGACGACCCGUCCGUCGAGCUCGUCACACACGACACCAACGUCGCGCUGCUCGCGAUCUGCGGCAGCAUCGCCGGGAGUAUCCAGUUCUGUGAAGGCGAUCCUGCCACUACGGUCGGAGCAUCGGGGACCAGCAAGUUCACUCUCACUGCGGUGAACGCCGACCAAGGAGCCACCAUCAACGUCAGCAAGGGAAGGUGGGAGGGAUGCAUCCGGGCCGCGAGGGCGACGUGUCCGACCGGGACGUUUACCAGUACUUGUGUUGGCGGCACGAGUGACGGGGCAGGAUUUACAUUUGUGUUGAGUGAAAACAACUGA